AUCAAAAGGAACAAAAAAAUAGACAGCUGAGUGCUUUUUCGCUUCCUUCCUUUCACAUCAAAAUCUCAGAAAAAAUCGCCCCCCCACCCCUGCAAAUUUGUUUCCCUGAAUUGCUUGCCUUCCCCUCCUGGUCUUCCUCUAUAUGUUUUGGCUACAACAAGAAAUUGUAUCAAUGGAGGGAGAAACUACUACUUGUAUUUGUAUGGAGGAUUUUGUGUAUAUGUAGAGAGAGAGAGAGAGAGAGAGAGAGAGAGAGAGAGAGUAUCAACUUCUGUCACUCUCAAAUUCUGCGCUUCCCACCACACCCCCUCACUGACAACUCGUACCAUCCUCACCUGAUUCGUCCCCUCUCCUCCUUUUUUUUUUUUUUUUUCUUUUCUCCUCUCUAUAAUUUCACUGCAGUACACCCCAGCAAAAAUAGUGUGAGAAACGAGUAGAUAACGAGAGAGAGAGAGAGUACCAAACCCACACUCAUGGCGAUUGUAUGGGUUUUGGUUUGCCUUCUGUUUCUUGCAACUCAUUCCGUCUCAUUUGAAGGUCGAAACCCCGAAGUUGAAACGUUGAUUAAACUGAAGAAUGGUUUAAUCGACCCUCGGGGAGUUUUAAGCAACUGGGAUGAAGACUCCGUAGACCCAUGUAGUUGGGCUAUGAUCACUUGCUCCCCUGAUAAUCAUGUCACUGGACUAGGAGCUCCAAGCCAAGGAUUAUCAGGGAUAUUAUCUGGGAUGAUUGCCAAUCUUACAAAUCUUCGCCAAGUUUUGUUGCAGAACAACAAUAUCUCCGGCGCAAUCCCAGCGGAGAUUGGAGCUCUUUCGAACCUUCAGACUUUGGAUCUGUCCAGUAAUCAGUUCUCCGGUCACAUGCCGGAGUCUCUGGGCCUAUUGAAUGGUCUUCAGUAUCUGAGAUUGAACAACAAUAGCUUGUGUGGAGCUAUUCCUUUGUCUUUAGCCGAAGUCCCACAACUUGCUUUCUUGGAUUUGUCUUUCAACAAUCUCAGUGGACCCGUGCCCAAAUUUCCUGCAAGAACAUUCAAUAUUGUGGGUAACUCACUGAUUUGUGAAAGCCACUCGACUGAAGGUUGCUCCGGAUCGGCCUUUCCUAUUCCUCUCUCAUUUUCUUUUGGUUCAUCCUCUGGAAAACACAACUCCAAGAAACUAGCCACUGCACUUGGGGUUAGCUUAAGCUUUGCCUCUCUCAUCCUCAUAGCGGUUGUCUUCAUAUCUUGGAGGAGAAAGAAAUUGACUAAACAUUCAAUUCUUAACAUCACUGACUUGCAAGAAGAGGGUCUGAUGAGCUUAGGAAACCUCAGAAACUUCACAUUUAGAGAGCUCCAUGUUGCCACAGACUACUUUAGCUCUAAGAACAUACUUGGCGCUGGUGGUUUUGGAAAUGUUUACAAGGGAAAGUUGGGGGAUGGCACAUUGGUGGCCGUGAAACGCUUAAAGGAUGUGAUUGGAACGGCUGGGGAAUCACAAUUUAGGACUGAAUUGGAGAUGAUUAGCCUUGCGGUCCACCGGAAUUUGUUGCGCUUAAUUGGAUAUUGUGCCACCCCAAAUGAGAGGCUUCUGGUGUAUCCUUUCAUGUCCAAUGGCAGUGUGGCCUCAAGGCUUAGAGAAAAACCAGCUCUAGAUUGGAACACUAGAAAGAGAAUCGCAAUAGGAGCUGCACGAGGUCUUCUCUAUCUACACGAGCAAUGUGAUCCAAAGAUAAUCCAUAGAGAUGUGAAGGCAGCUAACAUACUGCUAGAUGACUACUAUGAAGCCAUUGUAGGUGAUUUCGGCCUUGCAAAACUCCUUGACCAUGCUGAUUCCCAUGUCACCACAGCUGUCCGUGGUACUGUAGGACACAUUGCACCAGAGUAUCUCUCCACGGGACAGUCGUCCGAGAAGACGGAUGUUUUUGGAUUUGGUAUUCUCUUGUUAGAGCUCAUCACUGGGACGAGAGCUCUUGAAUUUGGCAAAACAGUUAAUCAAAAAGGAGCAAUGCUUGAUUGGGUGAGGAAAGUGCAGCAAGAAAAGAAAUUUGAGCUGCUGGUGGACAGAGAGCUUGGGAGCAACUACGACCGGAUAGAUGUCGGAGAGAUGCUGCAAGUGGCUCUACUUUGCACCCAAUACUUUCCGGCCCAUCGCCCCAAGAUGUCCGACUUGGUCCGCAUGCUCGAGGGUGAUGGGCUUGCUGAAAAAUGGGCUGCCUCUCACCACCUCACCACUGAUCCAACCACAAACUUCUUCCUUUCCAACAAGCACAACAAAGCUCAGUUUUAUUCAAACCCCGCCGCAAGGCAUGAUGAUGGCGAUGAUCAUGACUCUUCGAGCGCGUUCGGCAUGAUGAGUGGUGAUGAACAUGAUUUUCAUGCCAUGGAGCUCUCUGGUCCUAGAUAGAGGAGGUUGGCUAAAUUAAAGAUAGAAGAAGAAAGUGGAUUCUUUGAAAUUCUUUAGCAAAGUCAGUAGUAACUUUGUUCUUGGAAAAGCAGAAGGAAAAGGGUAAAUAGGGCUAACUCUGUCUUUCCCAUCUCUUACUUUUGGCAGUUCCCUUUGGGUAUGUAUAUGUUGCUUGUGCCUUAGGCCUGAGACACUCUUCUUGAUUGGAUGGGUUCAGUUGAAGUGUGAAACUUAGUCUCCUAUAUCUGUAGAUGAAAUUAGUUUGUAUCAACUCAUGGUGUAAAUACCCUUGAAGUCCCUCCAAUAGCAGGACAAAGGUAGAAGAACCUUUCUUUUUUUA
Messenger RNA from Rhododendron vialii, 2721 nucleotides. Its product is annotated as probable LRR receptor-like serine/threonine-protein kinase At2g23950. Gene Ontology annotation, molecular function: protein kinase activity; ATP binding; protein binding. The coding region runs from base 474 to 2381 and encodes 635 amino acids. The transcript is spliced from 12 exons. Gene Ontology annotation, biological process: protein phosphorylation. The record is from RefSeq and is a predicted model, not a curated record. Lineage: Eukaryota; Viridiplantae; Streptophyta; Magnoliopsida; Ericales; Ericaceae.